Punctularia strigosozonata HHB-11173 SS5 is the source of this 1887-nucleotide messenger RNA. RefSeq names its product FAD/NAD(P)-binding domain-containing protein. The record is from RefSeq and is a predicted model, not a curated record. Gene Ontology annotation, molecular function: flavin adenine dinucleotide binding; monooxygenase activity. NCBI's taxonomy places the organism in Eukaryota, Fungi, Basidiomycota, Agaricomycetes, Corticiales, Punctulariaceae. The coding region runs from base 1 to 1887 and encodes 628 amino acids. The transcript is spliced from 8 exons.
AUGGCUACGGACCCUACCACCACACCUGCUCCGCCCGCCGAAUUGCUCACCAUUGCCGACAGCUGGCUAGCGCGACUGGGCAAGGCUGGCGCGAGCUCUGACCCUGCGCAGUUCGCCGCUCUUUUUCUGCCGACCGGAUGGUUGCGUGACCUACUAUGUUUUGGAUGGGACUUUCACUCUCUCGAAGGGCGCGAGAAGAUCGAGUCUUACCUAUCGCAAGAUCAUGAGGGCAAGGGCGAACCUUCGACGCGUUUGAAAUACGCCGCACUGAGCGAUAUGAAGAUUGAGACGACUUCGAGCCUUGGACCACCUUCGCCUUUCCCGAUCCCUGGCGCUCCUUCCGGAGUAGUCGGGAUUAUGGCCACGUUCGCGUUCAGAUUGGCCAACCCGGACCGCGUGGGUCGAGGGCUGGUGCGACUGGUGCCUGACCCUUCGCAAGCCGGUUCUGGUGGCGGGCCUAGCUUCAGGGCCUUGACACUGUUCAUGAACAUUGAAGAUAUCGUGGGACACGAGGAGCCGAAGGAGCGACCGCUGGGCAUAUGGGACGAACACAAGAAGACUUGGCCUGAAGUGAAAGCGGAGAUCAUUUCAAACACUGAAAAUGAUCCCACUGUCUUGAUUGUCGGAGCUGGCCAGGCGGGUAUGAUGUGCGCCGCAAGGAUGGGUCGCAUGGGACUUCGCGCCCUUGUGGUAGAGAAAUCCGCCCGCGUUGGAGACGUCUGGCGGGCAAGGAAGACCUACCCCAAAUUUGUACCUAAAGACAUGGUGGCAGACUUCCUGGAGGCGUAUGCCAUAGGACAGAACCUGGUCAUCUGGCAAUCUUCUGAAGUCCUCUCGGAGCCGGCGCCCGCUUUCGACAAGAAAACUGGGCGAUGGACUGUUGCAAUUCGCAGGACCAUCAAGACAUCCAAAGGUCGUGAGACGUUCAGCUUUGUCCUCGCUGCGCGGCAACUCAUGACGUGCCUAGGAACCGAAACACGAGUAGUGCAUGCGCGUCCCAAGCAUAUCGUAAUGGCCACCGGUAAUGGGCGUAAGAAUGUACCGAGAUGGCCCGGAAUGGACAAAUUCAAGGGCGAAAUCUACCACAGCGACGACCACAAGAACUUCGAACGAUGGGCGGGCAAGAAAGCUGUGGUUGUCGGCGCCUGCAAUGCAGCCGCGGACGUUGCGCAGUCCUUCCUGUCGCCUAUGCAUGGUGCCGCGGAGGUGACGAUGGUUCAGCGUUCCGCUACCUGCGUAAUAUCCUCUAGAACGGCCGACGCCGCUAUCUUCUCUACCGCAUUCGCGGAGAGCCGUGCGAUCGAGGAUGCCGAUUUUGCCAAUCACAGCAUGCCAUACCGUCUGGCCAUGAGAUUCGCCGCGGGCGGCGGUACAGCACGCCUCAAGGAGAUGGACAAGGACAUACAUAACGGCCUCCGCGAGAAGGGCUUCCGCCUGACGUGGGAGAUCGAACCGGGUAAGGGCGAAGUCGGUCUCAUCGGUUUCUUCUUCGAGAAAGUCAGCAGUGGCACUCUGCUCGACUUCGGAUGUGCGCAGUCGAUCAUUGACGGCAAGAUCAAGGUCAAGAGCGGGGUCGAAAUCGACCACUUUGAGAAGAACGCCGUUGUCUUUGCCGAUGGCUCUCGUCUUGAAGCCGACGUCGUGGUUCUGGCAACUGGAAACAAGCCCAUCAUCACCAGUGCUACAGACCUGUUCGGCCCCGGUGUUACUGAGAAGAUCGGGAACAAGGUAUGGGGACUCGACUCCGAAGGAGAAUUGACCAAGUGCUACCGGCCAACUGGGCAACCCGGUUUGUGGUUCAGUCCGGGUGCCUUCCAGCAUUCAAGGUUCUUCAGCAAGCAUCUGGCGCUCCAAAUUCUCGCUCAGGAGCUGGGAUACACGGAGUAG